Messenger RNA from Lucilia sericata (common green bottle fly), 1160 nucleotides. RefSeq names its product G patch domain and ankyrin repeat-containing protein 1 homolog. The record is from RefSeq and is a predicted model, not a curated record. Bases 9 to 1052 code for a protein of 347 amino acids. NCBI's taxonomy places the organism in Eukaryota, Metazoa, Arthropoda, Insecta, Diptera, Calliphoridae. The transcript has a single exon. Gene Ontology annotation, molecular function: protein binding; nucleic acid binding.
CUAAAAUAAUGGAAGAAACAGGCGAGCAAUUGCAUCCCAAUUGGCGUGCUUUAGCUACAGUACAUAUUCCACUAAAACGUUUCAUCAAAGAAGGUAGUCAUGGACAACAACAAGGUACGCUCAACAGCUCACAGCAAAAAUAUGAAGUUACUGGCAUUGAUGGUGAUGAUAUAAAAGAGUUUUAUCAGGAACUAGUAAAAACUGAAAAAACAAAUAAUCAAACUAGAAAAGAUUUAAAUACCAAUCAAGUGAAAAGCCCUCCUCAGCCAACCAAACCAAAUCCAUCGAAAACUCCCUUUGAGGUUAGAAAAUAUUUUCGCUUUGCUUUGGAAAAUAAAGUGGAGGAAUUGAAAAAAAUGGAAUUUAAAGGAAAAAAUAUAAAUGCAUGUGAUAACUAUGGUUGGACAGCUCUAAUGAUGGCCAGUUGUGAGGGAUCCUAUGAAGCAGUGAAAUAUUUAUUAAGUUUAGGUGUCGACAGAAAUAUAAAAGAUAAAUCCGGGAAGACAGCCAAAGAUUUGGCUUAUAAAAAAGGCUACCACAAGAUAAUAGAACUAUUGGAAAAGGAAGAAAACGAAGAAAUAAAUAAAAAUUGUGAAUUAGCUAAAAUAGAAACUAUAGAACCAUUUUUCUGUGAAAUUUGUAAACAAAAUUUUAAGGAAACUUCUCAAGUUAAACAUCAAACUUCUACCAUACACCAGUUUAAUAUGAAAUCAAAUUUGCCCCUGAACAAAUUGCAAAAGUUUAAUAUACCAGCACGCAAUAAGGGUUUACAGUUGAUGGUUAAACAGGGCUGGGAUAAAGAAAGCGGUUUGGGACCCUCACAAGCCGGCCGUUUAUAUCCGGUUAAAACGGUUAUACGAAAACAGCGCACAGGUUUAGGCAUAGAGCAGGAGUCAGCUCGUGUCACACAUUUUGAGGCCUACGAUCUUAAAGCUGUACAAAGGCACAACUCAGAUUACUAUAGGAAACAACCUAGAAAUCGUAAUGAUAUUAGACGUGAAAAAGUCAGAGAAUGGAAACGUGAUAGACGUUUAAGAAAUGAACUGAACUAAAUAAGACCCACCAAGAGGGAAAGUAUAAGCUUUUGCUGGCCUGUUUUUCAAAACUAAACUUUUAAUGCUUCUUUUUAAAAAACAAAAAUCUUAAUCUCUUCCCCAACU